AAAUAUGAUGGAAACUAUGUAAUAAAUUUGUUUACACUAGUCUCUAAUUAAAGAAUAAAAAAACAGCUUUGAAUAAAUCCAAAUUCAGUUUUGUGUCUUGACAUCUUCUCCCCUGAAACUUACCGUUUGUGAGUGAUGAUGAUGAUGAACAACAAUAAUCGCUUUUCCAUCUGAAAACCUCAAAUCCAACCUCCACGAACAAACCAAAGUUGCAUCUGUUUUCAUUUUUUUUAACAGUGUUGCUCAAACUACUAAAAGGGUAGCUUCAAAAAAAUGGCACAAGAAUCACAACAACAACAACAAGUGGAUCCGAAUAAGAAUGAAGUUAUUCGUUUAGAGCGUGAAUCUGUUAUUCCAAUUCUCAAACCUAGACUCAUCAUGACAUUGGCAAAUCUUAUUGAACAUAGUUCCGACCGAGCUGAGUUUUUGAAGCUCUCAAAGAGGGUAGAGUACACAAUUCGAGCAUGGUAUCUUCUACAAUUUGAGGAUUUGAUGCAACUCUACUCUCUCUUUGAUCCUGUGCAUGGGGCACAAAAGUUGCAACAGCAGAAUCUAGCUUCUGAUGAAGUUGAUGUACUUGAACAGAAUUUCUUGACGUACUUAUUUCAGGUAAUGGAAAAGAGCAACUUCAAGAUAGUGACUGAGGAUGAGAUCGAGGUUGCACAUUCAGGCCAGUAUCUUCUAAAUCUCCCCAUUUCUGUUGAUGAAUCUAAGCUUGACAAGACACUUUUGAAGAAAUAUUUUGAGCAGCAUCAUCAUGAUAACCUUCCAGAUUUCUCUGAUAAGUAUGUUAUCUUUCGGCGUGGCAUCGGAAUUGAUCGAACAACUGAUUACUUUGUCAUGGAGAAAGUGGACAUGCUCAUUGGACGAUUUUGGGCUUAUCUGUUAAGAGUAACUAGGUUGGGAAAGCUUUUAUCAAGAAAGCCAAAGCCUAAUAAGAAGGACUCAAGUGGCAAUGAAAUGAUCCGUGAAGCAACUGGGGAUGACUUAUUUGUAGAACGGAUACGUCUUGAAAGCAUGCAACUAAGCUCCCGUAAUUUACUCGGCAAGACCUUGAUCCAAGAACCAACAUUUGAUAGGAUAAUUGUUGUCUACAGGAGAGCCAGUACAAAAUCUAAAAAAGAACGAGGAAUAUUCGUGAAGCAUUUUAAAAACAUUCCAAUGGCUGAUAUGGAAAUAGUUCUUCCAGAAAAGAAAAACCCUGGAUUAACUCCAAUGGAUUGGGUCAAGUUUCUUAUAUCAGCAGUUGUUGGACUGGUUGCUGUAUUUAGUUCACUUGAAAUGCCUUCGGCUGAUUGGUGGGUCAUAUUUGCUGUUCUUUCCACAGUAGUUGGUUAUAUUGUCAAGACAUAUUUCACGUUCCAACAAAACUUGGCUCAAUACCAAAAUUUGAUUACACAAUCGAUGUAUGACAAACAAUUGGACAGCGGAAAGGGUACACUUCUCCAUUUGUGUGAUGAUGUCAUUCAGCAAGAAGUCAAAGAGGUGAUACUUUCGUUCUUUAUUCUAAUGGAACAGGGUAAAGCUACAAGACAGGAUCUGGAUCACUGGUGCGAGGAACUAAUCAAAGAAGAGUUUGGGGAGGAAUGUGAUUUUGAUGUGGAUGAUGCAGUUAAUAAAUUAGAGAAAUUGGGUAUCGUCAGUCGGGAUUCUAUUGGUCGAUAUCAAUGUGUGGGACUAAAACGGGCUAAUGAGAUCAUUGGCACCACGACCGAAGAGCUUGUGCUCAAGGCAAGACAGGGAAACCUCACUACUUGAUAGUGUUUACAAAAGCUGCUUAGCAGUCUUAUGUACAUGUUAGUGUUGGUUAAUCAUAUGAUAAUCCUGAAAUUAGUCGUUACAUUUUUUCUUCAAAAAAUGCUAGAUUGAUGAUGUUUUGUCUCUUGGAUGGAAUUUGUUACUUUUCUGAUACUGUCUUCUGUAAGUUUUCAUUUUUGUCAAUGUGUUUUCUACAACUUCAUUCUUUUUCCAAUUUUUCUGUGUUAAUAAAACCUACUCUCCCUGUCCCUUAAACUGAAGCAUGUUUAAUUGCAAUGGUUUGUCCUAGUUAGUUAUGUUCAAGCUUUUAUAUGUAAUAUCGUUAAAUUGCCACUGAUUGAUAUCAAUACAGUUUAAAAACAACUGCAAGAGAGAUGUUAAAUUGCCCUAUUUGCGCGCGCCGCGCGGGCUUUCGGUAAGAGAAUUUUUUUCCUUCGGAGAUGGGGACGGAUAUCAUACUCUGUAUGGUCUUUAUCUCUAAUAAAAUUACAGCAGAACUUUUUAAAA
Molecule: messenger RNA, 2265 nt
Organism: Trifolium pratense (red clover)
Lineage: Eukaryota; Viridiplantae; Streptophyta; Magnoliopsida; Fabales; Fabaceae
Exons: 16
Coding region: 274-1758 (494 amino acids)
Source: RefSeq, a predicted model, not a curated record